GGUGGUACAGGAAAGGUUUGGCAUCAAAAUCCCCAAGAGCUAUCCGCUGGAAAUGGCUGGCCCAGUGAUGUGCGCAGGGAUCACCAUGUACGACCCCUUGAAGGCUUUCAAGGCCCAGCCAGGGGACAAGGUGGGCAUCGUGGGUCUGGGCGGCCUGGGCGUCAUGGGCGUAAAGUUGGCCAAGGCCUUGGGAUGCCUUGUCGUGGCCAUCAGUCGCUCGGAGUCCAAGAAGGCCUUCGCCGAGAAGUGCGGCGCCAUGGCGUUUUUGGCGUCCUCAGAUGCCGCGCAGAUGGAUGAGCAUUACCGAAGCUUUGACUUGAUUCUCAAUACCAUCCCUUCGGAUCACGACGAGAGCAUCUACACGGCGCUGCUGAAGAAGAGCGGCCACCACGUUUUGUUGGGCCUCAAUUCCUCCACUUUUGGCGCCUUCGCGGUGAAUGCCAUGACCUUUGGGGCCUCGAAGGUAACGUUCUCUGGGAUCGGAGGCAUUCCAAACACCCAGGAGGUGAUUGACUUGUGCGACGCGAAUAAGAUCUAUCCCGAGAUCGAAAUCCACAGCGUCAGGGAGUUGAAUCGAAUUUAUGAGAAGUUGGACUCUUCCAAUGAUGCCGGGAAGCGUUACGUCCUGGACAUCGCCAACACCCUAAACGAAGCCACCUUCCAACAGGGCACCGGCACCGGCGAAAAGACGCAGAUUUCGCCCAUGGCGGCCAUUCCAACCUCCGCAGUGCUGAAGAAAGUGGCAUCUCUGCUGGCUAAACCAGUCACAACCUUUUGCUGAGAAUGAAGGGACUGGAGGUCUCUGCCUCCAGAGCCUCCAGAUGCAGUAUAGAUUGCAGUAUAGAUGAUGCAUGGGUAUGGGUCUUGAUAUGCGUUUCUCCCAAG
This is a messenger RNA of Cladocopium goreaui, 885 nucleotides long. The record is from the annotation of a GenBank genome assembly. Lineage: Eukaryota; Dinophyceae; Suessiales; Symbiodiniaceae.